Messenger RNA from Paralichthys olivaceus (Japanese flounder), 4251 nucleotides. The record is from RefSeq and is a predicted model, not a curated record. NCBI's taxonomy places the organism in Eukaryota, Metazoa, Chordata, Actinopteri, Pleuronectiformes, Paralichthyidae.
CUCUGUUGAUAUUUCACUUCCCAAAGGAAAGAUUGAAGGUCAAGAAGUUAAAAUGGAGGGAGGUACUGGAGGAAAGUUCAAAAUGCCUCAUAUGAAAAUGCCAAAUGUUGACCUCUCUUUGCCCAAAGGAAAGAUUGAAGGUCCAGAAGUUGAAAUAGAGGGAGGUACCGGAGGAAAGUUCGAAAUGCCUCUUAUGAAAAUGCCAAAUGUUGACCUCACUUUGCCCAAAGGAAAGAUUGAAGGUCCAGAAGUUGAAAURGAGGRAGGUACAGGAGGAAAGUUCGAAAUGCCUCAUAUGAAAAUGCCAAAUGUUGACCUCACUUUGCCCAAAGGAAGAAAUGAUGGUCCAGAGAUGGAGAUCAAAGGGGAGGCUGGAAAAUUCAAGAUGCCUCACAUGAAAAUGCCAGAUAUUAAUAUCUCACCACCCAAAGGAAAGAUUGAAGGUCCAGAAGUUGAGAUACAGGGAGGUACUGGCAGAGGAAAAUUCAAAAUCCCUCAUUUGAAAAUGCCCUCAGUUGAUAUUUCGCUGCCCAAAGGAAAAAUUGGCAAAAUUGAAGGGGCAGAGCUGAGGAUAGGGGUAGAUGGAGAUAAAUCCAAAAUGCAACAAGUGACAAUGCCCUCAGUUGACAUUUCAUUGCCAAAAGGAAAGACUGAAGGCCCCAAAGCUGUGAUGAACUUACCAACUGUUGAGGCAGGAGGGAAAAUUAAAAAACCACAAGUCUCGUCACUGGAUAUAGAAAUCGAUGCGACCUCUGGAAAACCUAAAAAAGACACAAAGACUCAUGGGGAAGUUGAUUUGCAUGGUGAAGGAGAGCACAAAGGUCUGAAACUCAAGAUGCCAACAAUAGAUAUCAAAGGUCCAAAAGGAGACUUGGAGCUUGAUAUAGGAAUUCAUAGAGGAGAGGAUAAAACAGACAAGAAAAAAGUUGAACUACCUGACCUGGAUCUCAACACAGCAGGAACUAGCAGCAAAGCAAAAGGGCCUAAAGUUAAAGGAACAAAAUUCAAGAUUGGAAAACCAAAAAAGAAAACUGGCAAAGAUCUAGCAGAGAAGGAGCACGGAUGCAAGGUCAAAGAAAGAUUUGAGUAUGAAGUUGAAGUUGAAACUCACAAUGGACAUAAAGAUGACAAAGAUCGCAUUAACGUCUCUGUGUCGGAAGUUACAGUACCAGGCGUUAGUAUGAAAACCAAACAAGGUUCUACCAACCUAGAAACAAGGGGAGCAUUUGAGCUGUUAUCACAGAGUGGAGAGAUCAAAGUCCCCAGGAUUCCUGACAUAGAGUUUGAUAUUUGUACAUCACAAGAUGAAGAUGAUGAUAAAACAGAAAAAGGAAAGAAAAUCAAAAUCCCAAAGUUUGGUGUCCCAUUACCCUCCAUUUCCUCUCCCGAGAGAAGAAUCUAUGGGCCAGAAAUUCAGUAUGAGGGCCCAAAAAUGCCCAAAGUAAAGAAAGCUGUUUUUGUCUUGGUAAAUCCUUCCCAAACAAAUGAACCUCCUCCAUGCACAGGGCUCAUGCAGGAGGCGACGACAACUGAGAUUGAUACAGAGGACAUCAAAGUGAAGUUACCCAAAAUCAAAAUGAAGCCAAACUUUGGGAAGACAAAAGAUAAAUCAACCACUGCGAGCACAGAGAGAGAAUGGUUGAGAGAGGAGAAGUCAAAGGGAGGGAAGGUCAAUAUGUCUCAAGUGUCGUUUUCUCCGGGAAAAUCUGGGUCGUAUGAUGUCAAUCUCAAGGGAGACGGUUCAAGUUCAAGUCUCAAUGGUGAAAACGCUGCAAGUCCUAACAAUGAUUCCAAGGACAACAAAGGGACAUUCACUGGUAAAAUUAAACUCCCAAAGGUGGAGUUCACCAGUCCGUAUGGCAAGAUGGCUGCUGGGGAGGGAGACACUGAAAUGAGUGUGAAACAAGAAAAGGCGUUUUCAAAGGAUGUGGUUUCAUCUCAUGCCAGAACAGAAAUGCUGGACAGGGACAGCUCAGAGUCUCCUGGUGGUUCUGCCAUAGAGUUCAGCUCGACAAAGGUCCGUGUUUGGAGUGACAUGGAAAGCAAAAGUGCAGAGUCUGAAGAAAGAGAGUCUUCCUCCUGGUUCAAGGUCCCUAAGUUCACCCUGAAGCCACACUCCACAGGCUUCCUUCAGAUAACCCCCGAGGGUUCUCCUCAGGCCCAGAGGAAGGGGGAGGUGGGAGGUGAGGCCGACGUCUUGGGAUCCUUCUGCUUCCACACCUCGGGGCUGGACUUCACCACUCUGGAAAAGUCAGAAGAGCACCAAGUGUCCUCCACCGAGACGAAAACUCUUACCACGGUGACCAAGACCACCCGAGUCACCCAGUGCUUGGUUUCCACUGAAACACGAACAGGUGAUUCUUCGACAACAGUGACAACAACCAAACAGGAGUCCGACUUUAAACACUGAGGAUGCUGUAAUGAUUUCUUCAAUGUCUUUUCAGUUUGGUUGUUUUCUUUGGUGAGGUUGCAGUGUUCUCGUAAGCUCCACCUGCAACGUGGCAAACCUCUCUUAAAGAAACGUUUUUACAUUAUAUUUUAAUAGAUUAAGUAUGAAUGUGAUGAAAAGCAAUGACAUUUCAUCGACCAGCAAUAUUAUUAUAUCAUAUAUACUUCCUUUUUUUCAUUUUAAUAUGGCUGUAAUUUUGUUACUGUUCUUUGAGUUUUGUUCAGUUAGUUUAGUCCUGAUUAUUAUUGGCUUUUGUUUGGUUUUAAAGGUUUCACUCUGAAUGUAAACAUGUCAGAUUGCUUCUUUAUUUAUUGUUGUUUGUGUGUUCACAAUACGAUGGAAUGAGUCAUUGGCUCACAUCAGCUUCAUGGAUUUGACCAUGAUUUUAUGAUUAGUUCAAAAUAAUUAAUUUUGAACCACAACAGUCCAGGCCAGAGUAAUAUUUAUGUAAAUAUGACUUUAUUUAAAUUGCUUUUUUGAAGCAGUAACCCUUCAAUCUGAAAUGUAAUUAUUUUCAUAUUCACCAGAGUCAGGAGUGGAAGUUGUAUUUUUUCUGACCUGAUAACAUAUUUUGUUUGUCUCGAAGGAAAAGUGUGAGCUUUUUGGGAUCAUGGCUUGUUCUCAUUUUCUGCCAUAGUUUUUAUAUUUGAUUCAUUUAGCUGGUGCUGUUACCCAGACAUAUUCACAAUGAGUGGGCAGGACACUCUGGACUCUAUCUGCUGUGGGGAUCAAACCUGUGACCACCUGGUUGAAGGUUGCUCUCUGACAUAUAAGCCAACCUGCUGCUAAUCUAUUUUAUGUAUUUACUGUACACUGCCAGAUAAAGACACCACUGUAUAUUAUGUGAUUGAGGCUCAAAGAUACACCUCCUGAGUGAUGUUGAUGUUUUGAUGACAGCAAACUGGGAGGAUAUAUCGGUUUCUAUGGGUAAAUGCUAUUGUAAAGGUAAAAAUAUAUAUAUAAAAUAACCCUCUAAAAAUGAUAUCACUAAGGCUGCUACAAUGACACACAGGCUAAGGAGUGGCAAGCCUUCAGCUUUUUACAAAGGCCAUCACACAACAUAGUUAAUCUAUAGACAGAACAGAGAGGAUCAAAAAUAAAAGGAUGGAGGCAUGUUUUCUAAUUUCAUUAAAAUAUUCUCAAUAAUUCUUCUGUUUUUUGUAUGAAUAUUUCUAAGAAUGUCAAUAGAGGUUUACUUGCAGUUAAAAUUACAGAUUAAUAAAUGCAUUUUAUUACCUUUACCCAUUAUUUUUCAGGUGUUUCCUCCAUUUAAAAUAAAAGUUGCUCUGAGGGAGAAGAUAUAUAUUACGUAUAUAUAUAGAAUAUUUAUUAUGUAUUUAAAGUUUCACUCGCAAAUGCAGUAAAUACCAUUCAAAGCAAAAUUUACCUUUGAAAAGUUUUCAUUUUAUACAUUACUUAUUUAGACAUUUACUUGACAAAGGUUGCAAAAAUCUGAGGAAUCAAAACUAUUAUUCAAGAGGAUGUGAAGCAUUUGAGAAUGAAGACCUUAUCACUUUACUUGGUUUAUUUACUCGGUUGGUAGAAGGAAUGAAAUCGUGUGAUUGUCCUCACAAAUCCUCUCCCACAUUUUUUACAUUAACAUUUAAUUCUGUACUUGUUUUGCAGAGUUUAGUGACACGUGGAGGUAACACACAUAAUUUCUGUGUCUAUGGAGAUUUUACACUUUCUGGUUUAAUCAAGUCUUCGCAUUUCUUUUAGAUUAUAAGGGUUUUGGUGCCAUGUGUUUUUGUCAAAGCUGCAUUGGAAAGAAUGUUGGUAAAGAUGUUUCAUCAAUAAAAAAA